ACUGUUGCUGCUGCUGCUGCUGCUGGUGCGACUCGCCGCUAAGUGCCUGCUAGUUGGCGGCGCCACCCUAAAUACUCGCAGACUCAGUAUGUUCAUAACUUUGCGUUUAAAAGGAUGUGUGAGAGAGUUACGGACGCGCGCGCCUACGUACAAAUACAAAACAAUUUAUACCAAAUCAAACCAAGUCGAGCAGCAAGAAAUAAAAACUGCAGUACAAAAAAAUUUUGUGCAAAUGCUAUGAAAAGUUGCUUAACGCUACUAGUGCUCAGAUACACACACUACAUACUAGAACGACAGUUUAAGUCAAGCAAAAUGAAUAAAAAAUAAAAAAAAAUAUUGUUGGUAGAGAUAGAAGUUUCAAGAGUUUCUAGUGAUUUCAAAACCGCAUGAAAAUGCACUAAAAGUUAAAAACUUGAAAAUCUUUGUGUAGCAUUGUUACAAAUGCGCCUAAAAGUUUGCUAGAAAUUUUCACCAAAACAGAUACUUCUGGAUGAGCCAAACCUUUGUGGCGAAAUAUACCCAAAAUUGUGUUCGCGACAUCAAAGAAAAAAAAAAACAACCCCAAAAACUUGUGCCAACUGCAACUCGAAUUUCACAUUGAAAAAAAGCGAAUUUUUCGCCCCAAACUCUCCACAUCGUUCUCCAGAGUACUUUAUCCGUAACACAAACAAACAAAUAUCCAACGGUUAAGGGCAGCGCUGCAAGGCGGGCGGCACAUUUGGAGCAGCAGAUAGUAAGUAGUAGUGAAAAAAGACACUAAAUAAAAUACUACGCAGCAGCAAAUUUAUGCGAAAUUCAUUUCUGAACAACAAAGAGCCAACAACACACGCACGCACGCAUGCACACCCACACACACACACGGCCACACAAACUCGCCCAGCCAACAAAACAUACCAGACCAGCUCAGCAGCAAGAGUCAGCAAAGAGGCGGCGGUGGAGGUAGCAGGCAGAAAGAAAACAAAAACCCAAACUCAGCAGCCACGAUGCCAGCGAAGGCCUAAAGGAGGUGCGACCCAAUGUUUUGACUGAACGUGGGCCAAAGAGGCGGCAGAACAGAAGAGCGGCACGUUUGCGCGACGGUUGGUUGCUGCCUGGCGUUGUGGUGUUGGCUUCUGUUGCUUGAAUUGAAUUGAACGUCCACCACUUCAUUCGAAGAGAGUUGGUGCUUAAGAGCAAAGGUUUCAAGAGGCAGCGUGUUUAAUUAAAAAACAAAAAAAAAACACCAAACAAUCUUGAAUGAUUAUAAAUAAAGCGCUCUUCGCCCAUACGCAUGCCCUGCCACUCUCUGACAUUCCGCAACAAUAAAUCGGUUUGCGCGUUAAACAAAUGCAACUCAGAGAGAGAGACUGGGCAAAGUGCACCUUCCGAUUGUGGACGGUGAAUCAAAACAAAACAGCGAGUAAUAGUCGUAAAACGCAGCAACAACAUAAAACAACGACAGUGCAUUUGAGUUGUAAGACAAGGCGAAAUACUAAUAAAAAAAAAACAAAUAUUGCAAAAAUGAACCAUAAAAAAGAGCAAUAACAAAAUUAGAGGGUUCGUACUCGUACAUAUGUGUAUGUAUAUGUAUGUAUGUAUGAUAAACGGGCAGCAUAGCAAAGAGGUCAAAACAACAACAACAACAGUCGUUGAAGGCGAACGCCUUGUCCUGAUUGCUAAAAAUAGCAUUUUGUUGUAGAGUAGCACAAAAUUAGAAGCACACACACACACACACAUAUCGGCACAGAUUCUGCGACGCACACACAGCCACACAUUCGUAUGUUUCGGGUGACUGCGAAACAGCAUAUACGCCGUCGUCACGCAUUUAAAGAACUCAUUCAAUUCGAUGUCCCAAAAAGAAAGCGCCAGGAGUAGAAGACCAAGCAGAAUCUCGCCACAAAAUAGUAGGAGUCGACAGCAACGUAAGCCGCAGCAACAGCCGCAGCAGCGACUGUGAAAACGAAGUGAGCAACCGAACCCCACGUACGAGCAGCAGCCAAGUGAGUGUGUGUGUGAGUGUCCACGAGCGGAAGCACAACUUCGCGGGCCGGAAGUAAACGCGAAAAUUGCACGAAAUAAGAACACGGAAGUUUCUAGUUGUAUCGGCGCGGCUCAAGUGGAAGGAGCAAACGAAGUGUUGCGGAGUUUAGCGUUUUGUGGUUAGUGUGCGAAAAGCUGAAAAGCGACAACAACAACAACAAAUGUGUGAAAUGCAAUAUAGCAAACAAAACAAAUAAAAGUUAUUAAUUAGCUCGUUUGUAAUGCAAAAGCGUUAAGUAUAAAUAGAUACAUUCUGAAAGUGAAUUUUUGCAAACCCAUUUGCAGAAAGAAAACGGCGAAAGAAAAAAGUGAAAAUAGGCAGUGAAGGCAACGAAUUUAAAAGGCUGCUGUAAUUGGUUGGCUAAACAAAAAAAAAGGAAUAAGUAACAGCCAAAGGAAGCUGAGCAACUGUAUAGCGCAAAGAGUUAGCGCAAAAACGUACAUAAAUGUGUUACAAUAACAAAAGUGUAUAUAGUGUGAAAAACAUAUGUACCAACGAAAAAUAUGUGCAUAAAUAAUUCAUAUACAUACAUACUUAUGCAUUCACAUCUCUGCUGAUCAAAGUUAAGUGUUCAUAUUUUUAUACAUAUAUCACGAAUACAUAUUUGUAUAGAAAAUACAUUUUCAAGUACUUAUGUAUGUCAUAUGUAUAUACAGAAAUACAGUGCAUACCUGUAAGUGCAUACAUAAUUGUGAAAUAAGGUCGUGCGUAAAUUAACGCUGUUUUCAUACUUCAUAAUUGAGUGUUUUUACUUAUCAAAUGUAUGUAAAUAUACUCCAACUGAAUUAAGUCAAAACAGAUAUUGAAAUUAAAAAAUAAAAAUUUUAACACUAAAUCAGGAAAGAGAAGCAAAAGUGUUCUAUAAUCUGAACAUAAAAAUUAUAAUCUCGGAAAUCGCACAAUUAAACUUCGCAUAAAGACGGUUCAGGUGCAUCUGACAAUUUACCUGCGGAGUUUUAUAUUUUGUGCGAAAAAUGCCAAAUUCCAUCCAAAUAACAAAACCAAGGAAAAUAAUGAGGCCAUCGAUCGGAACAUGACGUAAGGCAAAAAGCUAAAUAAAAACCAACAACAACAACCUAGAAAACCAACCACAGAGCCUCCCAUUAAUAACUAAAAAUAACCACAGCAAAGUGAAAGGUUGAAAAAAAUUAAAAAAAAAAUAAAUUUUUUAAACUUGAAAAGGCGGUUUUCCCCAGAAUCUGAAUAACCGACUGCCGUAGGGGAAAUCCCGCACUAAUGUAAGCUCAUGCCAAAAGUUAAUCGUAAAUUGUUUAGCGAAAAUGGACGUUAAUUGCGAGAGAUUGAGUAAUAAAGGCGGACAACGCCACAGCUACAGCCACAGCCGCGUGGCCGUGCAAAGGCAACGUUACGACGAUGUGGCACGCUCAGUAAGCCAAACGGUGGCCACCUAUGCGCUACGUAGUCGGCGACGGUCGGCAGCAGCAGCGGCGGCGCAACGCAUGCAAAAUGCUACAGACACCGGCGGAGGAGAACGCCUGAGCGAUCAUCACAGAGCGAAUGGCAGAGGAACGGAAGCGGCAACAGUAGCGGCAACCACAUCACAGCGAAUGUCAGCUGCCGAAGCGGCCUUGGCUGAGGAAAGCGCAGCUGCGCGGCAAAAUGUGUGCGUCAUUUGUCGUCAGCGAGUGGAGGAAUGUUGCACGCGUUGUUGCAGCACUUUUGCAGCAACAUCGGCAGCCAGCAGCAGCAGCAGCACGCGGAAAGCGCCAGCCAACUAUGGCCAAAGCUUGCGGAGCAACUGUUGUCAGCGCGACACUGGCGUACGGCAGCAAAUCGUUAGUGCAGCAGUGGUGGAAGUGGCAACACCAACAUGUGCAACAACAGCGUGUGACUGUCAACUUGGUCCUACCGCAGCUGCUACCCAAGGACAUCGAUGGCAACCAAACGAGUGUGCUUGCGGCGCUGAGCGAGCGGCACUUUUGGGCGAAGACCGUUGCACACCAGCCGAGCAGUAUGCAACAAAGCUGACGAGUUGUGCCACAUCUGCGCCAGAGUCACAGCAGCGGCAGCCGGUAAUGCAACAAUGCACGCAUCCUACUUCUGAAGUGGCAACAACUGCAGCUGUGUGUUGCAGCUGUCGACGGCGGACGCAUUGGGCCACGUGCAACGUGCCACAAACACCUAACACAGCUGCAACAGCAUCACACUUUUCAAAAGCAACAACAAAUUCAACAACAAAUACAUCACCAAUGGAAGUUGCAACAACAAGCAUUGAUUUAGAUUUGACAACAGCGUCCGAAUCGCCCGCAUCACUAGCAUCAGCGGCAUCAUCAUUUGCAACAACAGCAACAGUAUCAGCAACACCACCAACAUCAACAUCAACAUCGUCAUCAUCAUCAUCAUUACCAGCACUCGCCGCCGGUACAAAAUUCAUCGAGCAACGCCAAAAUAUGCUAACUACAACCAAAACAGCUGUUACGGCAGUGGCAGAAGCAACAACAACAGCAACCACAACAACGAGUUUAUAUGCGCCUGCGCCUAGGCCCAUCGACAGAACGUUGCGUACGUUUCAAUUGUUGUUGCUGUGGAUUCAAGUGCAACUUUUACGACCCAUCUUUUGUCGGCGGAAAACCAAUUUCGUCAUCAUUCCAAAAUCAGGCGGCAAACGUCAUUGCUUAUGUCAAAACAAUUGCAAUAAAACUUACAACAACAAUAACGAACGUUUAUUACUCAGCCAGCAACAACAACUGCGCCAACAACUGCAUCAUCAUCACUCAACCAGCCCGCCCGAAAAGGCAAAGCGAAAUCGUUUUCACAACGAAAACAAACAGACGCCCAACAAUGAAUGGGACUGCAUCAAGAAUAACCACAGCAACGGUACACGUUAG
Messenger RNA from Rhagoletis pomonella (apple maggot), 4869 nucleotides. Its product is annotated as mucin-5AC-like. NCBI's taxonomy places the organism in Eukaryota, Metazoa, Arthropoda, Insecta, Diptera, Tephritidae. The transcript is spliced from 5 exons. Bases 3301 to 4869 code for a protein of 522 amino acids. The record is from RefSeq and is a predicted model, not a curated record.